Molecule: messenger RNA, 1749 nt
Organism: Pleurotus ostreatus (oyster mushroom)
Lineage: Eukaryota; Fungi; Basidiomycota; Agaricomycetes; Agaricales; Pleurotaceae
Exons: 4
Coding region: 1-1749 (582 amino acids)
Source: RefSeq, a predicted model, not a curated record
AUGUCGAGCGCGAAACGCAGAAGAGAAAGUGAUGGGACUACGGCGUCUUCUAGUCUAUCCACAGCCGAAUCUCCUGAAGUGCUUACAGACCAACACGCGGUGAUCCGUGCCUGGCUGGAGGACACCAACGAGGGCCGUCUCUUCUCUCAGAUCUUAGAAUUCGCACUACAGACGGGGACGUCAAGUACUUACCUCCAUCUCAAGAGCUUCUUGGCCGAGCACACGCCGGAGGAUGUUCGUAACAUAUUACUGGGCUCAGAUGGACGCAGGGUUCUGCGAAGUAUCGAAGACCUGCAAGCAAAGAGGGACUUGAACCGAACAGACCUUGUUCUGGAAAUGCUCCAUGAACCCGUCCCCACUUUUGACGAGACCAUUGAUGAAAAAGCCUUCCGAACCGCUGUAGAAGACGCAAGAGUGGCUGAUAGCCCAUCUACAAUUGCGAACAGUGUUUCCAAGUUCCAAGACGAACAGAAAAAACAUCCGACCUACAACGGGCGGCCGAACUCGCGCAUUGGUCCGCCUAUCACUAUCUAUAACCGUACAUUUGCCAUUAUUCGCGAUAGGCUCAAGGAUCUGUCGAAGGAAGCCCUUGCGCCUGACUUGGUCGUUGACACCUCCCACCUCUUCGAUGCCGCAGCCGUCAUCUAUGACAAGGAGAAUAGGCGGGAAGAUGCCAUAUAUCCGAUCCUUCAAAGAUUGUUCAAGGUGCCGCUCGAGCGCAAAAUUAAGGCAUCAUUCGGUAGUGGGACGGCCGCUGAGAGCGACGCCGCAUUCAUCUUUGAACUAGAAGAUGGGUCCAAAGCGAUCAUUGCCCACGCCGAACAUAAGGACGAACUGGGCCUCGCUGGCCAAAGUGGUGUACAGGGUCCUCUCACUCUGAGAAAGCACUUAGCUACUACCAACUACAUCAAACUACGCAACUCGUCACAUUGCCCCUGUCUGCUCGUUUCUACCGCCGGCCCCUACGUAUGCUUUGCUGGCUCUAUCCAGGUCGAUGUAUUCUCUACCCAGCAAUUUACCGACUACAUCUGUCUUGGAACGGAUGACCUGCACCGUCAAGAACAAGUCGAGGAGGUCUCGAAGAUAUUUGGCAUCUUCCGAGAUGCGUUGAAUGACUUGAAGGCAUAUUACAGCAGUCUCACCCUCUCGGACACGCCGUCGCCUGCCCGCCUAUACCCGUCGCCGAUGUACAAAACACAUCCACCUGCACCAAUUCAGUUUGUUGAACGCUUGCGAUUUCCUGGUUGGAACGAUGAGUCCUACCAUUGUUCACUGUUCAAAGCCAAGCUUGGCGACGAGCCUGUCGUCGUCAAGUUUUGCCAAACCUACGGCGAAGAAGCCCACAACAUCGUUGCAGCCGCAGGUCUUGCUCCUCGCCUCCGCUUUGUUGGAGCACUGUGCGGUGGGGGCAAGAUGGUUGUGAUGGAUGACGCCAAAGGCGAACCCGCCUCGGUCGUGUUUCGAGGCCUGCAGGCGCUGCCCCCGACUGUCAUGAGCGAUCUGCAAUUCGCAAUUCAUACACUCCAUGCAAAGGAUCUUGUUUACGGCGACCUACGGGCCCCCAAUAUCAUUGUACGCCAGGAGGGUCCACUUUGGCGGGCGUCUUUAGUUGAUUUCGACUGGUCGGGCCCGGCGGGCACUGUUUGCUAUCCAUCCAACCUCAAUACCUCAGCCUUCUGGGGCAUCGGCGCUGGACCAUGUCUCCCGAUCCUGAAGGAACAUGAUUUGGGUAUGCUUCAGCUGUUGUAA